Molecule: messenger RNA, 238 nt
Organism: Acaulospora morrowiae
Lineage: Eukaryota; Fungi; Glomeromycota; Glomeromycetes; Diversisporales; Acaulosporaceae
Source: the annotation of a GenBank genome assembly
AUGCCCGCCUCACCUCGUUUAAACGAUGAUCUUAUCAUCGAGAUCAUUCAACUUUUACAAGAUGAUGUCACAUCCAUUUACAAAUGCCUACUUUGCUGUCGUGGCUGGUGCAGACUCUUCGUACCUGUGCUUUGGCGACGACCCUUUAGUAAGAUAGGCACACCCUCCAAUUAUAAACUUCUGUUGAGAACCUACAUCAUGUGCUUUAAUGAAGAAGAACUCGCAAACCUGAUUCCGA